Molecule: messenger RNA, 2028 nt
Organism: Annulohypoxylon maeteangense
Lineage: Eukaryota; Fungi; Ascomycota; Sordariomycetes; Xylariales; Hypoxylaceae
Exons: 2
Coding region: 343-1947 (534 amino acids)
Cellular component (GO): endoplasmic reticulum
Molecular function (GO): ubiquitin binding
Source: RefSeq, a predicted model, not a curated record
GCAGUGCAGUUAACUUAUGCAAUUCAUCUAUCUACCAUCCUCCAUCAUUCCAUCCUACCAUCCUAAUAGCCUCUCUAAUACAACCAACAGAACCUGUUGGGGCAGCAAAGCUCUACGUAAUACUCGACUCGAUCUCACGUGCGAGGCUGAAUCCGAAAUUGUAUAUCCGGUUCGGAACUAUACUAGCUGCCUAGAUAGCUACCUACCUACAUAGCUCUUAUUAUCCGGGCACCAGCAAUGGUAUCAUUCCACAACCGCCUUGAUCAUAUGAUAUGACGCAUGGGGGAAUCUUGAUAUCGAGCUACACACACCUUUCCAACCGUCAGCCGUGCACUUUGCAAGAUGGCAGAUAACGGCGUCGAUCUAAGCCAGCUCUCUGCCGAGCAGCAGUCUGCUCUUGAACAAUACACUCAAGUCACAGCACAGGAUAUUAAGGAUGCGGUGCCGUUACUAGAAAGGUCGCAAUGGAAUGUUCAGAUAGCAAUAUCCAAGUUCUUUGAUGGCGAAGGCCCCGAUCCCGUUGCCGAAGCCAUCGAAGCACAGAACCAUAUUCCGCGGCAGGCGGCAAGGCACGAGAAUCUACAGGAAAGCUUCAUGGCGUCCUCGCGACCCUCCGGGCGUGCAUUACCACGAGCUAGACCAGAUCCUGCCCCGAGAAUCGUACCGCAACCUCAGACAACCCACCGCACGCCACUCCUCUUCUCCAUAAUAUUCUCUCCUUUCACCUUCGGAUUCAGAGCCGUUUCGACGCUCUUCCGCACAUUCCUAUACAUAUUUGCAUUUCUACCAGCAUCGGUACGGCCACGGGCGAUAACGACGACUAUGACAAGCGGGUGGAAGGGCACGAUGGGCCGGCGCAUGCUCAUGCCGCGGGAUACAGCCGCCCGAUUCAAGCGGGAGUUUGAGGAGGAGUACGGGAACACUAGUCUACCCUGGCAUGAGGGCGGCUUCGCCCAAGCCCUCGACCUUGCUAAAUCAGAGCUCAAGUUCCUUCUUAUCGUGUUAAUGUCUCCCGAGCAUGAUGACACCGAGUCCUAUACGCGAGAGACCCUUCUCUCCCCAGAGACCGUAAAUUUCAUCAACGACCCCGCGAACAACAUCGUCUUAUGGGGUGGCAAUGUCCUCGACUCCGAGGCUUACCAAGUCGCCGCCGAGUACAACUGCACCAAGUUCCCCUUCUCGUGUCUUGUGUGCCUAACCCCCAAGGAAGGCAGCACCCGCAUGAGCAUCGUUAAGCGCCUCGUUGGGCCCAUGUCCCCGCAAACUUAUGUCGCUGAGAUCCAGACUGCUAUUAACAAAUAUGCUCCGGACCUAGUCGGCGUGCGCGCCGAUCGCGCUGCCCAGGACCUCGCCCGCAACCUACGCACUGAGCAAGACGACGCAUACGAGCGCUCUCUGGCCCGCGAUAGGGAACGCACCCGCCAGCGCAAAGAGGCUGAGGCCGCGGCUAAGCUGGCGGAGCAGCGCGCUAUAGAGCAGGUCCAGGCCGCCGAGCUACUCGCCCAGAAACGCGAGCAGUGGAGGCGCUGGCGUGCGACUACUAUCAUCCCCGAGCCAGACUCUAGCGCCAGCCCUAAGGAUGUCGUGCGGCUAGCGUUAAAAAUGCCGGAUAAUGCGGGAGGCAGAGUGGUACGUCGGUUUGCGGCUUCAACGACGGUGGAAGAGCUAUACGCAUUCGUUGAGUGCUACGAAUUACUAGCGAACCCGGAUGAAGAGAUCAACAUCGAGAAAGAAAGCGGGGAAGAAUCGGACCGCGAGCGUCCCGAGGACUAUAUCCACAAGUACAAGUUCCGGAUCGCGGCGCCGAUGCCAAGGAUAGUGUACGAGCCAGACGAGACUGCUACGCUAGGAAGCACUAUCGGGAGAUCCGGGAAUCUUAUAGUAGAGACUCUGAUCUCCGAUGAGGACGAUGAUGAGAGUGAAGAGGAAUCUAGUAGUGAUGAAUAGGAUGUUGAGUAAAUAAGAUAUCCAGACAUCCAAGCUUAUCUUGCGCGAUUGAUUUAUUGUAAUAAUCGUGUAAUAAAGCCA